GAGGAGGAAGAGGAGAAGAAGAAGAAGAGGAAGAAGAAAGAGGGAACAGCGGUCGCAGCAGCAGCAGCAGCUGCUGCGGGAUUCUCUGCCUCGCGCCCAACCAGCCCGAGGGAAACCCCCAGGAUGCGGCUGAAACCGAGCGUCGUCUUGCGCUUAUACAGCCUCUGCGGGAUCCUCAUACAAGGUAGCCAAGGGCAGUUUCCGCUCACACAGAAUGUAACAGUUAUCGAGGGUGAAACAGCAACGUUGACCUGUAGGGUUGAUCAAAAUGAUAACACCUCCCUCCAGUGGUCAAAUCCAGCUCAACAGACUCUGUACUUCGAUGACAAGAAAGCUUUGAGGGACAAUAGGAUUGAGCUGCUUCGAGCUUCAUGGCAUGAACUAACCAUCAGAGUCACUGAUGUGUCACUGUCAGAUGAAGGGCAAUACACCUGUUCUUUAUUUACUAUGCCUGUCAAGACUUCCAAGGCUUUCCUCACCGUUCUGGGUGUUCCAGAGAUUCCUCAAAUUAGUGGAUUUAUUUCACCGGUUAUGGAAGGUGACAGGAUGGAGCUUACAUGCAAAACGUCUGGUAGCAAACCAGCUGCAGAUAUCAGAUGGUUCAAGAAUGACAAAGAGGUGAAAGAUGUUAAAUAUUUAAAAGAAGAGGAUGCAAAUCGGAAAACGUUUACUGUCAGCAGCACAAUGAAUUUCAAAGCAGAUCGCAGUGAUGAUGGUGCAGUCGUAAGUUGCAGAGUAGAUCACGAAUCUUUGAACUCUACACCCCAGAUAGCAAUGCAAGUUCUAGAAAUACAUUAUCUUCCGUCAGUUAAAAUAAUCCCUUCCACGUUAUGGCCAGAAGAAGGACAAUCUAUAACUUUGAUUUGUGAAUCCAAAGGAAAACCACUGCCAGAUCCAGUAUUAUGGACGAAGGAUGGUGGAGAUUUACCAGAUCCAGAAAGGAUGGUUGUCAAUGGUAGGGAGCUAAACAUUAAUUCCCUCAAUAGAACGGACAAUGGUACAUAUCGAUGUGAAGCAGCAAACUCUAUUGGCCUAAACAGCGCAGAGUAUGUUCUGAUUAUACAUGAUGUUUCCAACAUUUUGCUUCCCACCACUGUCAUCCCCUCCCUUACCACUGCAACAGUCACAACCACUGUAGCCUUAACAAGCACAGUCCCAUCGGCAACAGCCAUCAGCACACGAGACCCCAAUGCUAUGGCUGAAAAGGACGCAACGGACCACGCUGUUAUAGGAGGGAUAGUUGCUGUAGUUGUUUUUGUCACACUAUGUUCUAUAAUUCUGCUUGGUCGAUAUCUGGCAAGACAUAAAGGGACAUAUUUAACAAAUGAAGCUAAAGGAGCUGAAGAUGCACCUGAUGCGGAUACAGCCAUUAUCAAUGCAGAAGGCAGCCAAGUCAAUGCAGAAGAGAAGAAGGAAUAUUUCAUAUAGAUGCAGACUUAGGUUCUCUGAGUAUUACUCACCAGGCUGACUGCUGGAGAAAAUUGGCUCUCAUCUUUCAGAAUUAAUUUCCCCCCAUCAUUUUUUGCUACCUUUAUUAAUGUACACAAAUGCUUUCAGUAGCCAGUUUAUACCAACAAUCAGCCAUGGACAGCGUUUUUUUCCCCUUUAAUUGUUAUACCAUUCAUAACACAGGUCAUUUCUUAUUGCCUAAUCAUCAUAUCCAUUGCUCUCUUAACAUACAGUGCUUGAAUAUACAGCCUUAACAACUUUAAUCAUCAUCUGUUCAGUUUUUCUACAUUUUUUAAAAACAAAAUGUUAUAUAGCAUUUCUUUUUGGUUUUAUUUUAUCAUGGUCCUUACCGGUAUUGCACCAGGCCAUUUUCAUAGCAACUGUUCUGAAGGUGAGGACCUCAAUGUACUUACAUAAAACAUUACAAGUAAGAUUAGAGGUUUACAAAGAAUGUUUUAUAUAUGUCUAUAAUUCAAAAAAGCAGCCUAGUUUUGAAACAUUAUGCCCUAGGAAACACCAACUGAAAGCAUUCUAGUAUAAUUUCUUGUGUGUUUGCAAAUGAUAGCAAAGGGGUAUGAACAGACCUUUUAUUUUAAUGGCACAUUGGUACUAAAGCAACGUCUGGGUGGUAACCACAUCAUGCCGUUUGUCUAUACAGAAUCCACAGAGAUGGAUGAUGUAGCUCCAUUUUGAAAAUGUUUGUCCCGCUCUUUUACUGCAUUUAGGAUCAUAAAGACUUCCGUUAUCUAUUUCUGUAAUUUCUGGUUUUAAUUUAAUUUAUUUGAUUCACGUGGGCUCACCUGCCUUCUCAAAUUGGACAUGUUCAUGGGGCACAAUUGCAAGGCAUUUUAGUAUCUGUAUAUAGUGCAUAUAAUAAAUCCAAUUAAACAUUAUUUGAUACAUAUUUAACUUUUGGGGCUGUAGGUAAGUCAGUCACAAGUAAGCAUUUUCUAAUGUCCAUUAUAUCCCUUUAGAUAUGACUUAAAUUAAUAUUCUGAGUAGAUAACAUGUAUUAGUACUUUUGUCUGUAUGUCCUAGCACUGUUCAGCAGCAAACUUUUCUAGUUCCAGGUUUUUCUUUUUCUUUGUUAUACAAUGGAAGCACAAUGUUAUAUGGAAAGGUAGUUUUAAGCUAACAACCAGUGCACAGCCUCAGGUUUUAAAUUCCAACCACAUUAAUGAUUAAUGAUUAAGUUGCUAAAAUUUUCAAUAUAUAAUUUGGCAGUUCCAGAGCUGCUUAUCAAUGUUGGAUUUGCCAAAACACAAACAACAAAGUGUUACAACAAAAAGCUCUAUGUUUUGUGUAUACGGUAAAUGGACUAAUUCUUUAUAUUAAAUUCCUGUCUAUGCAUUUUGUGAGGUACAAACUUAUGUCACGGUGAAUGAUAGAGAAUAUCUGCCAUGCUUUUAGCUCUACAGUAAAGACCUCUUUUUGAGAUUGCUCUCAAAAUGUGGGGCAAAAUGACAUCUUCAAAAGAUAGUCACAAAUUCUAAAUCUACCAUAAAAUAAGCUGAUUGGCUUGAUUCCUCUUCCAGAAAAAAAACGUGAAACAUCACCAGAUGCGCUUACUGGUCCCAUGUCAGAAGAUUCAAAUCAGUAGCAAUUGCUGUUCAUCUCCUAAGUGCUGCACCUUAAAAUAAAUAAGAUUUCUAUAUGGAUGCUAUUACUGGUGAAGUCUAAAAGCAUAAUGGCCUAUUGUAAAGGAUUAUCUCCUGGGAUUUAUUUUUU
Molecule: messenger RNA, 3177 nt
Organism: Zootoca vivipara (common lizard)
Lineage: Eukaryota; Metazoa; Chordata; Lepidosauria; Squamata; Lacertidae
Gene: CADM2
Product: cell adhesion molecule 2
Biological process (GO): homophilic cell-cell adhesion
Cellular component (GO): neuronal cell body membrane
Source: RefSeq, a predicted model, not a curated record